Lotus japonicus is the source of this 1824-nucleotide messenger RNA. RefSeq names its product short-chain dehydrogenase reductase 3b-like. NCBI's taxonomy places the organism in Eukaryota, Viridiplantae, Streptophyta, Magnoliopsida, Fabales, Fabaceae. The transcript has 2 exons. Bases 904 to 1728 code for a protein of 274 amino acids. The record is from RefSeq and is a predicted model, not a curated record.
GACACACAAGGAAGGAUUCUUGUCUAUUUUUAUUAUUCAGAUUUGUGUUACAUAAGAUGAAAUACUUGGUUCUUCCUUGUCUAUUUUUCUCUCUACGGAAGGUUUCAUCUCUCAUUUCAAAGUAUUGCUACCUUUGUGUUGUUCAAGUGACCCUUUCAUCUCUCAUAAAAAGGUUCGCCGCUGAGCUAGAACCUCCAAUAAGAGUGAAACCAAACCCAGUUCCACAAAUCUUCUUGAGAUCACCUCUCUGUUCUCUGAUGAUGACACCAAGUGAAACAUCAUUGACAAACAAGUUUUGGCAAGAGAAGCGUUUUUCUUAAUUACUGGUCAACCCGUAGCUCCGGGUCGCCGGUUUUUACACCGACCCGGCCGGUUCAAAACGAGUUGAUUGCAUGCCCGAUCCGUUGCUCGACUCGAACCGGCCGGUUCGAGCCGAGUUUAAUAACCCUGCUUGCAGGAGUUAGUUAGCCGUCAUAUUUCUGGAGCUUUGCCCUCUACAACACCGGGAAUUAGGUUUGACACCCCAUCUAUUGGGUUUCGCACCCCACUUUAUUAAAAACGGGAAUUAAAAUUCCGAUUUUAAUACGAAAAAAACGAGAAUUAAAAAACCGUUAUGUGUUUUAGCAUAUGUGGCACAUUUUCAACCAUUCAUUACAUAUAAAAAAAAAUCGGGAUUUUAAAUUCCGUUUUGAAAACGAAAAUUUAAUUCCCGUAUUGAAUAAAGUGGGGUGCCAAACCCAAUAGGUGGGGUGUCAAACCCAAAUCCCAACAACACCUUAUAAUAUAGGCUAUUAUUAAUUGGGGGAUACAUUUUUCAAUAUAAAGGUAGUAAAGUCUUAGAGCUUUAGUUCCAGGUUUUGGGGUGAUCUCGUCAAGCAAACAUUGAAUCAUCAUUCUCAUCCGAUGCUGAAGAAAAGAUUGGAGGGAAAGGUGGCUCUAAUCACUGGUGCAGCUAGUGGAAUUGGGGAAGAGACAGUGAAGCUGUUUGUAGAAAAUGGAGCAAUUGUUGUAGCAGCUGAUGUUCAAGAUGAACUAGGUGUUCAAGUUGCAGCUUCAAUAGGCUCUGAAAAAGUCACAUACCACCACUGCGAUGUGAGAGAUGAAGAACAAGUUAAGGAAACAGUGAAUUUCACCUUGGAAAAACACGGUCGCUUGGACGUGCUUUUCAGCAAUGCUGGAGUCAUAGGCUCCUUAUCGGGAAUCCUCGAACUCGAUCUGAACGAGUUCGAGAACACCAUGGCGACCAAUGUUGGUGGUGCAGCCGCAACCAUCAAACAUUGCGCUCGGGCCAUGGUGGAGAAAAACAUAAGAGGAUCCAUCAUAUGCACGACGAGCGUGGCAGCGUGCGUCGGGGGAGCUGGCCCUCAUGGUUACACCGCCUCAAAACACGCGCUUUUGGGGCUGGUGAGAUCCGCGUGCGGUGAGCUUGGUGGUUAUGGUAUCAGGGUUAACUGCAUUUCCCCUUUCGGCGUCGCGACGCCACUGGCUUGCAGAGCUUUCAAUCUUGAGCCACAUCAGGUUGAGGCGAAUAGUUGUGACCAGGCUAAUCUCAAGGGUGUUGUGUUGAAGGCUCGGCAUGUGGCGGAAGCUGCUUUGUUUCUUGCUUCUGAUGAAGCUGUUUACAUCAGUGGUCAUAACUUGGUGGUUGAUGGUGGCUUCUCUGUGGUUAAUCACAGUUCUUCUUCUUCUACCACACCUUAUUAUUACCAUAAUGUAGAUGCUGCAUGAUGAUUUUGACAUUACAUUUUAAUUUCCUUCUUCUUGAACCUGAGAAUUUUGAUUUGAUGCCAUGCAUCAUGCAUUAAAUCUUGUUACUUUGCACUC